AUGAAUGUCCAGGAAUUCAACACGCAACUUCAUGAAUUCUGCCGAACCAUGAAUGAAUUGUCGACGACGCCUUGGAAUAUUAUUAAGGAUGAAAUUGGUGAGUAUGCCCGCCAGAUUUGCGGAAUUUCAACACCGGAAGGUGAAAUUUUGAACCGAGACGUUUAUAUUGUGUACAGCGAGACUUAUCGGGUUCCAGUACUUUGGUUCAACUUUUUUCGACAAGACGGGCGGCCGAUUCUUAUCGAUGAUCUCAAAAAGGUGCUGAAGAACCUUGAGAAUGAGCCGACGAGCUCGUUAUUGUCGAGAAUGUCGCAUGGAGAACACCCGCAUCUAGGCGUCUUGUAUUAUAACAUUCAUCCAUGCAACACAAAUAAUGUGAUGAAUCAGCUGAAAUCUGAUGAAAAUUUCAUUGCAAGAUGGAUGUCGAUUUAUGGUCCCGAUAUUGGUAUCAGCAUUCCAUUGGAGUAUUUCGCAUGUAUAUCAAGCAAAAAUCAGAAGAUUUAA
Molecule: messenger RNA, 504 nt
Organism: Caenorhabditis bovis
Lineage: Eukaryota; Metazoa; Nematoda; Chromadorea; Rhabditida; Rhabditidae
Source: the annotation of a GenBank genome assembly